Messenger RNA from Brassica rapa (field mustard), 1808 nucleotides. RefSeq names its product UPF0301 protein Plut_0637. Lineage: Eukaryota; Viridiplantae; Streptophyta; Magnoliopsida; Brassicales; Brassicaceae. The record is from RefSeq and is a predicted model, not a curated record.
CUCGUGGGUUUAUUUUAUUACAGAACUCAAAUGUCUAAAUGAUUUUGAGUUGAUGUUAAUUUCCUUUUUGAAAUGACUUUUAUUGAAAAUAGUAAUUAAUUAAUGGUUGAAAAAGAGGACCACCUUUGAUUUUGUCAAAUUUAUCCGCUAUAGUUUUAUGUGGUUGCAAAUGGACUUUGAACAUACAGGAAACAAGGUCAAAAGACUAAUUAGAUUAUUGUUUUUCAUUUUGAGAGAUUAUAAAUGGACUAUCCUAUCAUCUAGUUGGUGGAUAUAGUAAAUGUAUGUCUUUUUUGUUUCCGACACACAAGUGGGCUAAGUAACUACAAAGAUGAUUUGGCUACUAUGUCUACACUUCAUCCAAAAAGUUGAUAGAAGAUUUGUCUCUUAUCUAAUAUUCAAAGGCGUGUGCACAUGUCCAAUAGGGGGGUUGCACAUGCACUCAUGAUCUUUUCAAAAAAAUAAUACAUUUCUUCACUAAUUUUCACAUGCAUCUAUUGCAAUUUUUUAAGUUUAUACUAAUUGUACUAUUUUGUGCACUAAUUAAAAAGUAGGCAACACCUUGAGGCCAAAGUGUAUCCAUUGUCCAUCCCUCUGACUAGGACACUUACAACCAAACGAAUUUAGCCUCUUUAUAUAUAGAUGUAUUUUUAUCCUCUCUGUCUUGUCUACAGAGGAACUAAAGUGAAUUGAGUCAGAAAAAAGAAAGAGGGUAACAUGGAUGCUUGUUUUCUUACCUCAAGAUCAAUCUCUGGUGUUAAAGAUAUUGUCCCGUUCACCAAAGCCAGAAUCUAUUCUUGCCUCAAGAGAAGCUCCGGCAAGUUCCUCACCAGGAAGGUUGCUGCUCCCAUCUCUGUAAAAUGUUCUGUUUCGGAUUCAUGGAAGCCAUUGGAGAGUGAUACUGAUCUCAUCAAGGAUUGUGUCAACAAAUCUAAAGCAGAUGCUGACUGGAAAGAGUUCAGAGCGAGGCUCGUGGCUGGGGAGCAAGCUGCAACCUCCGACAUGGUGGUGGACUGUUCAUCAUCAACGUCCUCACGGAUCACUCUUGGAGACAAAUGGGCACACAAGAUCAGCGAGCCAGAGCCAGGAUGUCUCCUAGUUGCAACUGAGAAGCUAGACGGAGUCCAUAUCUAUGAAAAGACUGUGGUUCUUAUCCUCUCUGUUGGACCCUCAGAUACUAUAGGAGUCAUCCUCAACCGUCCAUCGCUGAUGUCAAUCAAAGAGACAAAGUCAACUGUCUUAGACAAGGCGGGAACGUUUUCAGACAAGAGACUCUUCUUUGGUGGACCUUUGGAAGAAAGGUUGUUCUUGGUGAGUCCAAGAAACGGCGAAGACAACGAGGUUGAGAAGAGUGGGGUGUUCAGACAAGUCAUGAAAGGAUUGUACUAUGGGACGAGGGAGAGUGUAGGAUUGGCUGCAGAGAUGGUGAAGAGAAAGUUGGUGGGAAGAAGUGAGGUAAGGAUCUUUAAUGGGUACUGUAGUUGGGAAAAAGAGCAGUUGAAAGCAGAUGUGUUGAGAGGGUAUUGGACAGUGGCUGCAUGUAGCUCAAGUGUUGUUGAGCUUGGUUCAGCUGUUCAAAGUCAUGGUCUUUGGGAUGAGGUUGUUGGGCUUAUUGGCCCUCAAAGUGGCUCUGCUAUCUAAAACUGUGUUUAAUGUAAUGAGUUUCUAACUAGUAGUUUAUGUCAGUGAGUCAUGACUAUAUUGUGUAUGUUUUAUUAGGGUAUGUAUUGAGGAUUCAUCACUAAUUUAUGAGGUGUUUUUGUAACAUACUUCUGAACAACUUAGUAGAAAAAGAAUUUCCACAGUAA